This is a messenger RNA of Ilyonectria robusta, 1971 nucleotides long. RefSeq names its product chaperonin Cpn60/TCP-1 family. Gene Ontology annotation, biological process: protein folding. The coding region runs from base 177 to 1832 and encodes 551 amino acids. Gene Ontology annotation, cellular component: chaperonin-containing T-complex. Lineage: Eukaryota; Fungi; Ascomycota; Sordariomycetes; Hypocreales; Nectriaceae. The record is from RefSeq and is a predicted model, not a curated record. Gene Ontology annotation, molecular function: ATP hydrolysis activity; ATP-dependent protein folding chaperone; ATP binding. The transcript has 5 exons.
GUUGAUGCGGUGGGUGGUGCAAGGCAACCCCAAAUCCUCAAAAAAUUCGGGCUUGAUCAAGAGAAGCUUGGAAGCUACAGUCUGCCACCGUACUUCGUGGGAUCUUGUUUAUUUUUGCCGUAAUCGCCCCGUUUCUAGCGAGUACAGCUCCCCGCGGUGGACGACCGACUGCCAACAUGGCGAUGAAUCUGGAUGUGUCGAAUGCGGCGGUGAUGAAGGAUGAGCAAGGCCGACCCUUCAUCGUCGUGAGAGAUCAGGGGAGGAAGAAGCGCCAGUUUGGCAACGAAGCCGUCAAGUCCCAUAUCCUCGCCGCCCGUACCGUCGCGAACAUCGUCAAGACUUCCCUCGGCCCCCGAGGCCUCGACAAGAUCCUCAUCUCCCCCGACGGAGACAUCACCGUGACGAACGAUGGCGCUACCAUUCUGCAGCAGAUGGAGAUUACAAACCAUGUGGCCAAGCUAUUAGUUGAGCUGUCUAAAUCGCAGGAUGAUGAGAUCGGUGACGGUACGACCGGUGUCGUCGUCCUCGCUGGUGCUCUGCUAGAGCAGGCCGCCGACCUGAUCGACAAGGGUAUCCACCCUAUUCGCAUUGCCGACGGCUACGACCAGGCCUGCGAUAUCGCUGUGGCAGAGCUUGAGAAGAUCUCCGAUGUCAUCGAGUUCUCCAAGGAGGAGACUUCUAACCUUGUCAAGGUUGCCCGAACAAGUCUGGGAAGCAAGAUCGUUUCCAAGGCUCACGACCAGUUCGCCAACAUUGCCGUCGAUGCCGUUCUCUCCGUUGCCGACCUCGAGCGAAAAGACGUCGAUUUCGAGCUGAUCAAGGUGGACGGCAAGGUUGGAGGUGCUCUCGAGGAUACCCUUCUCGUCAAGGGUGUCAUUGUCGACAAGGACUUCUCUCACCCCCAGAUGCCUUCCGAGGUGCGCGACGCCAAGAUUGCCAUUUUGACCUGCGCGUUCGAGCCCCCGAAGCCCAAGACCAAGCACAAGCUUGACAUCACCAGCGUUGAGGAGUUCAAGAAAUUGCAAAACUACGAGAAGGAGAAGUUCAUUGAGAUGAUCCAGCAAAUCAAGGACACCGGCGCCAACCUGGCCAUUUGCCAGUGGGGCUUCGACGAUGAGGCCAACCACUUGCUGCUCCAGAACCAGCUCCCCGCCGUCCGGUGGGUUGGUGGCCCCGAGAUCGAGCUUAUUGCCAUCGCUACCAACGGCCGAAUCGUGCCUCGAUUCGAGGAUCUCAGUGCUGAGAAGCUUGGCCGAGCUGGCAUAGUGCGAGAGAUGUCGUUUGGUACUACGAGAGAGAAGAUGCUGGUUAUCGAGGAGUGUGCGAAUACCCGAGCUGUGACUGUCUUUGUCCGUGGCAGCAACAAGAUGAUUAUCGAUGAGGCGAAGCGAUCUCUGCACGAUGCUCUCUGCGUGGUGCGAAACCUGGUGCGCGACAACCGAGUUGUUUAUGGCGGUGGUGCUGCCGAGAUUGCCUGUUCACUGGCAGUCGAGGACGCCGCUGUCAAGACUCCUGGUCUGGAGCAGUACGCCAUGCGAGCUUUCGCCGAGGCUCUCGACACUGUCCCCAUGACCCUGGCUGAGAACAGCGGUCUCAACCCCAUUGCAACCCUGGCUGAAGUCAAGAGUCAGCAGGUGAAGGCUGGCAAGGAGAUCCGAGGACGACUUGGUGUCGACUGUAUGGGACAGGGCAGCAAUGACAUGAAGGAAGCUUUCGUCAUUGACCCCUUGAUUGGCAAGAAGCAGCAGCUGCAGCUGGCCACACAAUUAUGCCGUAUGGUCUUGAAGGUCAACAAUGUCAUUGUGGCUGGAGCCGAUGAGAACGAAUGGUAAGCCAAGUGGGAAGCUGCCGGGGUUAGAUCAAAAGCAUGUAUGAUGAAUAGAACCUGCUUCUUAUCCUGUCAAAUGAGGUCAUGUAUAGCCUAUGUUGUGUUCCAAUUUGCGUUCCAAUGAGUGAUCAUACUGGUCGGGA